AUGGCAUUCGAGUGGGCGUCGUGGCUUGAAAACAACCACAUCAUUGUCCACGCGGCCGAUUUACAACUGAACCCGCCCCAGAGCUACCUCUUCGUCCAGGACUUUCUCAUCAUUCUGUGCGCCCUGCUCUACUGCUUCUGCUAUGUGUUUUACACGCUCCGCACCAAACGCGACCGGUUCCUCGCCGGGCCCGUCGACCUGCUGUUCGGCAACCUGGCCUACGAGCUGUACUAUCCAUUCGUCAUGGCGCGCGGCAAGCUGGAGCUCGUCGGAUGCCUCGUCUGGCUCCUGCUGGAUGUGAGGUUCGUAUACACGGCCAUCAAAUAUACCUGCCCGCCUGGGACGCGCAUCAAAGUGACAUUGCGCUGUGCGCUCUCCACGCUCGCCCUGACGGCCGUCUACUACGUCUUGGGUCUGUACUUUCCCGACGACGGCGAGCAAGUCACGGCGUAUUGGACGGGGUGGCUGCUGGAGCUGGGAAUCGGAUGGUGCGAGGUGCUGUACCUGUGGAAGCACGCGCACACAAAGGGCCAGUCGCUCGAAAUUUGGGUUGUGAGAUUCUGCGGCGUCCUGUCUGCCAUGGCCGUCUUCUUUUGGCGCUAUUUGAAUGUGCCGCAGAACUGGGCGUACGUGGUGUCGUGGCCGAGCAUCAUCUUGGUGGGUUUAAACGUCGUCCCGGAGUUGAUGUAUCCGUUUUUAUAUCGUAGGGCGGAGAGAAAAAUGAGGGAGGCCGCGGUGCAGAAGGAGAAGACGUACUGA
Molecule: messenger RNA, 759 nt
Organism: Metarhizium brunneum ARSEF 3297
Lineage: Eukaryota; Fungi; Ascomycota; Sordariomycetes; Hypocreales; Clavicipitaceae
Molecular function (GO): lyase activity
Source: RefSeq, a predicted model, not a curated record